Messenger RNA from Chara braunii, 2795 nucleotides. Lineage: Eukaryota; Viridiplantae; Streptophyta; Charophyceae; Charales; Characeae. The record is from the annotation of a GenBank genome assembly.
CCGGGCAAGGGCAACUACAAAUGGAAGUGCAGGUACUGCGAACAUGUCUUCCCGGGCACUGCGCUGCGGUAAGCACUUCAUGUCUACGACGAAGGGGCCAAGAUGUAACAUGGCGAGGGUGAGCAGUAGGCUGUCGGCGGAGGAGAAAGAGAGGAGAGAGUUGGGCCGACUUGAGGCCAUUGCUCUGGUCUUGGGAAAGCGGCAAGCGCAUGAGGAUGUUGAUGAAUUUGAGGAAUGUCGUUCCCAAGAGAGGGACGUGGAUGAGCAGGUUGUGGGGGAGGAGGACGAGUGCAAUAGCCCAACCUCUCCGCAGGCAAGUACCCAAAAGCAGCCAAACAGCACGCGUUCAUCCAACAUCCGGGCGCGGCAAACUACGCUCGAAGAGGGUGGGGCAAUCGUGUCAAAGAACGAGGAAGCCCAACACUCAACUGAUGAUUGGUUGGUGUUUGAUCGGAUCCCAUUCACGAUGGUGCGCAGCAAGUACUUCUUGCGGAUGUUGCAGAAGGUUCGCGAAGCGGAACGGUCCUUCAUCCCUGCGAAGUACGAUGUGCAGCGAACGAAGAGAUUGGAUGGGUGGACGGAUCAGAGAGGACGACCACACUUGAAUGUGAUGGUCUCCAACCUGACCGGUGUGUUUUUUUGGAAAUCCCACUGCAUGUCGGGAAAGGAGAAAGGAUCAGAGGCGUACUUCAACAUUCUGUCGCAGUCAAUCAAGGAGGUUGGCGAGAAAGCUGUGGUCGGUGUCAUCAUGGACAAUGCGGCCAUGUGUGCAAGAGCGGGAAGGCUGGUAGAGGACACAUUUCCCACCAUCUUUCAUGUACCAUGCGCAGCGCAUUGUCUGGACCUCAUGUUGCACGACAUCGAUCGGACCGAUUGGGUGAAGGAGGUUGUGGGAAAGGGCAAUGACGUGGUGAAGUUCUUCAUGAACCACCAGCGCGUACGUGACACCUUCUAUGUGCACUCCGGUGGGAGGCAACUAUUGCGGCCAGCUGCAACACAGUUCGCUACAACUUUUCAUAUGCUCGACCGCCUAAAAAAGCAACGCAAUGCACUGGUUGCCAUGGUCAGUCAUGAUGCUCGUUGGAAGCCGACCGUCGUACCUCAUGCGCAGCGCGACACAUUCCACGAGAUGGAGGAGAUUGUCCUUGAUGGAGCGGGCUUUUGGGAGGGCAUCAACAAAGUUAUCUUCGCUGUUUAUGACAUUGUCCUGCUGCUGAAGGUGGUGGACGGCACUGGACCCACCAUCAGCAAAUUAUAUGCGAGGAUGGACAAGGCAGUGGAAAGAUUGCGGGCCAAUCCGAAAUUGCCAAAGGAUGAGCGGGAGGAUAUCGAGGAAAUGAUCAUGCGCCAAUGGAAUGCGAUGACCACCCGCCUGCAUUGUGCAACAUUGUUCUUGGAUCCGGAGUACCGCUCGUGGAAUAUGUACCUCUUUGGUACCUUGCAGCAGAUGCCCGAGAUGGGCCAAGAUGUGAUUGACUGGGAUGCCCUGCCCACCGAGGAAGAGCAGAAGGAGCAGGCUGAGCGGGCGAAGUUGGCUGAGCGCAGAUUGAAGCGGAUCGAGUCGAGAGGGGAGGAUGCUGCUCCACCUCCAAAUGAAGGGGGUGAAGAAGGCGGGGAUGAGGCUGCUGAUCUUCAUCGUGAGCCAUGUGAGCUGGAUGCCAUCGAGGAUGGGCACGCGGAAGACUGGAGAGGAUUAACGAAGGCAGGCAUGUAUAUGGCCUCACGUUCGCAUAGACAAGCGCGCAAGAAGGCACGGUCCUUGGGAACAGCAGAGCAUAUGCGCAAGCAUAUGAAGAGAGGUGGUGUAGCAGAUCCUCGUGCUGCUGCAACCGCAGCGCAGGUUGAGCAACAAGAAAAACGCGGAAGAGGCAGGCCGCAAAAAUACAACGUGGCCCCCGAGAAUGGAGAAGCUUCGAAUCUGGCUGCUAUAGAGGAAGUUCAGGAAGAAGGCACAAAAAGCCAAGCAGAUGCAAAGGAGUGCAGCAACAGCGACAACGAGGAGGAGAACGAAGGAGAGGGGGGUGGUCUCCAACGAAAGAGACGCCGAGAUGGAGGACAAUCUGAAGAGGCCGCUGGUGUUGCUACAUCUGAAUAUGGCACAAGUGAUGAAGAACGCCCUAUCGAACUGUCGGCGUUGCCGCUUGAGGAGCUGGCACCGGUUCCUGCGCUCGUCACAGUUCCACUUGCUCUCGACAUGAGGACUGUGUUAGGGUGAGAGACUGGGACUGCAGCAGGUCGAGGACUAGGAGGCCGGGGGGCAGUCAGUUGGGACUAUUUGAGGCUGAAUAUCUCAGCUUGCAACUCUUGGUUCCGCUGCUCUAGAGCUGUCACGCGGGACUCGAGAUCUUCCAAGGUCCACAGUUGAACCAAGGCUGCUACGGCAGCAACUAGCUUCUCUUGGAACCGGUCAUCACUAGAUUUCGAAACCUCGCGGAGGGCCACUUGUGUAGCAAUACUUGCGGCUUUGGCUGCUACCUCUGCCUCCCUCUCUCUGUGCAUUGCGUCCUCGUAAAGUUUCUGACAGAAAGGUUUCUCGCUCUCGGCCGCUGCAUCCAACAUGGCCUUCCAUUGCUCGGAUGUGAUGUCUGCCAUGCUGGAGGAUGGGGUAUCAGUAGAUCUCUCAAGAGGGGUCCGCACUUUGGUUAUGUUUGGACGAACUCUCCUCUUACCCCUCCUCACACUCUCAAAAAGAAUACCUUCACGCUCCCUUCUCUCUCUUUCCGCUUUCUGUGCACGCGUCUCGAUGUUGGACAUAGGUAGUUCAAAUAAAAGAAAAACAAAUAAAUCACAAAGAG